AUGCUCAAAAAUGAAGAGUCGUUUGAAAGGCUGAACUCUGAAUUGAAUAAUUUUGUUCUGGAGAUGAAACCAUAUGUCCUUAAACACCCCAACAAAACGGAGCGACAGCACUGUGCCCUGUGGAUAAAGAAGUUGUGUGACGCAACAACAUGCGGCUUAAGUCUAACAGGUCACAAGAACCGCAACCUGCAUGCCAGGUUGCUUCUUCACAUGCUUAAAAGAGGUGUCCUGGAAGGCCCGUUUGCCAGCAAACCACAACCUGGGAGCCUCAAGACUCUUCCCACUUACAUGUCCAUUUACUUUGACGAGCCACUGAUUGAUCGGACCGUGGACCAUAGCAAAGUCACUCUGCCUGAUUGGGUGUCGGGAGAGCUGGAUGACUGCGAUGAUGACAGUUUGGUUGCUGCCUUGCUUCAGGACAGAAUCCCUUCCACACCAAACACUGCUCAAACAAGGGCCAGCCAUCUGAAUGACAAGAAGAUCCAACGAGGAGCGACCACCUCAAGCCCACUCAAGCCUUCACCCAGACAUGGAGCCAGAGUGGCGGAUGUGGGGCAGAUGUCUCCUGAUGACAAUGACCUGGAGGCUCAACUCAACAGCUGGAACCCAGGGAAUGAGAACUCGAGGUAUUUGCGAGAAAAGAUGGCCCCCUUAUCGCCGAUUUUGAAGUCCAGCCUGGGAAGAAACUGCACCCUGACUGACAAUGUGGAUUUUCCUUUUCUUCAGAGUAAGGAGGUAGAGAUGAGAGUGAAAGUGUUGGAAUCCAGGCAUCAGGAGGAGAAACUGAAAAUGCAGCUGAAACAUGAUGCAGAUGUUGACAAAAUUCUGCACCGAAGGAACGUGGAGAUUGACGAGCUGAAAAGUCGAUAUCGAGCCCAGCAGAAGGAAUCCGAGGACAUGAUUCACAAACUGGAGCGGAAAGUUCAAAGUGUGCUGAAGGAAUCCCAGGUCAUCCGCGAGAGCAAAGACAAGCAGAUUGCCGAGCUGAAGAAGAUGACAGAUCAGAGCGCCGACUGCUUGAAAAAUGAGUGGGAGAAGAAGCUGCAUGCGGCCGUGGCCGAGGUGGAGAAGGAGAAUUUUGAAUUGCAGAAGCAGCACACCGACAACAUCCAGGAGCUUCUGGAGAACACCAAAAUGAGGCUGGCCAAGAUGGAAGCUGAGUACAAUGCUCGCUCACAAGCCACGGUGCAAACGGCACACGAGCUGGAGCAGCAAGUGAAACAGGAGCGGGCCCGAGUGGAGGAAAGCGACGGGGUGCUUCAGAAGGUGACGCUAGAGAAGGCACAGCUGGAGAGUCGCCUAGCUGAACUGCAGGAGGCUAACAGAAGAAUGACUCUCCUUGUGAAGGAGAGGGAUGAACAAGGCGUUUUAUUUGAGGAGACCUUGAAGGGGUUAAAAGCCAAACAUGAUGCUGAUGUGAACCACUUGCAGCAGGAACACGUUUUGGCUGCAGCAAAGGCCUCGGAGUUAAUGGAGGACUUUGAGAAAACUAUUGCUCAGCUCAAACAGCAGCUCCUGGUCAAUGAACAUCAGAGGCAGACGCAACUACGGGAUCAAGAUUUGAAGUUCCAGCAGGAAAAACACGAGUUGCAGAUCAACUAUGACAAAAAGGUUCUGGCACUGCACAGUGAGGCAGAGAAAGAGAGGACAGAGGCCAAGAGGAAGAUUGCCAAACUGGAGGAUGCACUGAGAGACAUGGAGAACCAGCUGGACAAUACCCGAGAGAGCCACAGGGUGCACCUCCAACAGGCCGACGCAGCACUAGAGCAGUUCCGGAGGCAGGUGAAGCUCAGCUCUGAGAAGGCUGAGGCCCAACUCAAGCUCCAGAUGAAAAAGGUGGAGGAAGACCUUCAGCACUCCAGGUGCCUGCGUGAAAAUCAAUCCAAGGAGUUCUCGCUGCAGCUCGACGCCCUCAGACAAAAAUAUGAGCAACAGAUGGCUGAGGAGCGCGUGCAGCACGAACAGGAGAGGACGCGCCUGCAACAGCAGCAUUGCGCCGAAAAGGACAGCCUUGUCCAGGAGCGCCAGCGGGAGGUGAGCAGCCUGGAGAGCCAGGCCAGGGCCGCCCUGCAGACGCACCAGCAACACACCCAGGAGUGGAGGAAGCGUGAUGGCCAGACCAUUUCGGACUUGGAAGCCCAGUUGUCGAGUUUGCUCGAAGAGCUCCAGCUGGCCCGCGUCCAGCACAAGCAACAGCUGGCCGAGGCAGCGGCGCUGCGGGAGGAGGAGCGGCAAAGGGCUUACCUGGACAAAGAGACGCUCCGCUCUGAUAUGGAACUGGCACUGCGUGACCUUAAAAGGAGCCACCAGCAGGAAAAGGAAGCAGCCGAAGAGAAGAUCAACAGCAGGUUGAAGCACAUUGAGAAGGAGUACAGUCAGACGCUUGGCAGGUCUGCACAGAUAAUUACUGAGCUCCAACAGUCUGCGUGCCUCUCAAAGGAGGAAGUUGCAGGUCUCCGGCAGGCAAUGAUGCGGCAACACGAGGAGACCAGCAAUCGAUGGGCUGAAGAGAGGAAAGAGAUAACCCAGCAGGCCGACCGGGCCAACAAGGCUCUGCGGGAGAAGGUGGAAAGUCUACAGAGGCAGCUCCGGAGCUCUGAGAAGACGCUGCUCAGCAAAGAGCUGGAGAGCGAAGAGAAGGUCACCACAGUGCGUCAGGAGUACGAAGAGAAGAUUAAAGGUCUGAUUCCUGCUGAGCUUAGACAGGAACUAGAGGACACAAUUGCAUCACUCAAAGCUCAGGUCAACUUCCUCCAGAGGAGGGCCGACUUCCUACAGGAAGAUUUGGAGGCAUGUCGUGAGAACAGGUUGUUUGAGGACAAGAGGCCGAGAUAA
This is a messenger RNA of Nerophis lumbriciformis (worm pipefish), 2835 nucleotides long. The record is from RefSeq and is a predicted model, not a curated record. NCBI's taxonomy places the organism in Eukaryota, Metazoa, Chordata, Actinopteri, Syngnathiformes, Syngnathidae.